Molecule: messenger RNA, 1791 nt
Organism: Monopterus albus (swamp eel)
Lineage: Eukaryota; Metazoa; Chordata; Actinopteri; Synbranchiformes; Synbranchidae
Gene: nsdhl
Product: NAD(P) dependent 3-beta-hydroxysteroid dehydrogenase NSDHL
Exons: 7
Coding region: 319-1356 (345 amino acids)
Biological process (GO): steroid biosynthetic process
Molecular function (GO): oxidoreductase activity, acting on the CH-OH group of donors, NAD or NADP as acceptor
Source: RefSeq, a predicted model, not a curated record
CAAAUUGUGGCGUUCUUUGACGUAUUCUGAACAUCAUUGGCUGUUCGUAAACGUCGCCCUCGUUCUGAUCAUUAACUCAACCAAUCACAGAGUAGUUCUCACUCAGCUGAUUCAUACAGUUCAUGGUUUGUAGAGGAGUUAGUUAAACACGCUGACUUAGUUAAGCGUGCUUCUAGGUGUCGCGUUUCUUCCCUGUGUAUUAAUAAUUCAGAAGCACUUUUCGUGAUUGACCAUAUUGUACUCGUAAGGACAAAUAUUCUCACCACAGUACCUGUCAACUCUUGUAACUUUCGCUCACCUGUUGGUCACAUUUCUCUCAUGGCCACGCGUGUUCGACCGCGUAAUAAGCGAUGUGCAGUCAUCGGGGGGUGUGGCUUCCUGGGCACACACCUCGUGGAGAAGCUGCUGGAUCGAGGCUACUCCGUUUCUGUGUUUGACAUCCUUCAGAGCCGUGAGCUGCCUGUUGUCAACUUCCACCAGGGAGACCUCUGCGACAAACAGGCUUUGUUGCCAGCGCUGAAGGAUGUGUCUCUGGUCUUUCACUGUGCCUCCCCACCCCCUGGCAGCGAUAACUGUGCUCUGUUUGAGAGGGUCAACAUCCAGGGCACACGCACCGUUAUACAGGCCUGCAUCGAGGCUGGAGUGGAGAGAUUGGUCCUGACUAGCAGUGCCAGUGUGGUGUUUGAAGGGAAAGACAUUAAGAAUGGGAGAGAGGAUCUGCCAUAUGCCAAGAAGCCCAUUGACUACUACACACAGACCAAGAUUGAGCAGGAGAAGUUGGUCCUCAGGGCUUGUGACAAAGAGAAGGGUUUCCUGACAGUUGCCAUCCGGCCCCACGGGAUCUUUGGCCCUCGAGACCCACAGCUGGUUCCUAUUCUGGUGGACUCGGCUCGCUGUGGAAAGAUGAAGUUCAUCAUUGGUGAUGGGACCAACCUGGUAGAUUUCACCUUUGUGGAGAAUGUAGUUCACGGACACAUCCUGGCUGCUGAACGUCUGAAACCGGACUCCCCCAUAUGUGGAAAACCAUACAACAUCACUAAUGAUGAGCCAGUUAGAUUUUGGGACUUCAUGUCUGAGGUGUUGGUAGGUCUGGGAUAUGCUGCUCCGCGCUACCACCUCCCCUACAUUCUCGUCUAUGGACUGGCCCUGCUCCUCUGGCUGCUGGCCCUGAUCCUGCGUCCACUUAUGUCCUUCAAACCCACCUUUACUCCAAUGAGAGUGGCUCUGGCUGGAACACACCACUAUUACAGCUGUGAACGUGCCAAAGAGGACAUGGGCUACAAACCAGUAGUCAGUCUGAAGGAGGGGCUCACCUGCACCGUGCAGAGCUACCCUCAUCUCAGACAAGGAGCUUGAUGGUGCAGUGAAUAAUGUAAGGCUGUGUGUGUCAGUAGAAGUUAUGAGAAUAAGUUGAUCAGGUCACACUGCAUGCACGAUUCCAAAUGAGGAAUCAGACCCUUAUCCAAACCAUGCUUAUGUAUAGCAUUUAUGUGUCUCUGCAAUGCUUAUGUUCCAUUUUCACCAGUAGAUGGCAGCAGAUGCUCCUGGUGUUGGUCAUCACAUUGCAGUCUAAGAGUACUGUCAGUAAAUGCUUUACAACUUUUGUAAAGGCACAGGGCAUCAAAACACAUAUACUGACCUUAACACUGUGUAAACUACAAAAUUUUGCAACUGUGAUCUACACACAUUGGGAUGCUUCUGUUUAUGUCAAAAUGUGGUGAUACAUUUCAUCAGGAGAAUGGAAUGAUGGUUCUUCUGAUACACUGUAUUAAAAUUAUUGUUUAAAAUGGU